GCGGCGGGCCUGGCGGAGGUGGGGGCCGGGGGUGCCCGGCGUGGGGACGCCCGCCGGGCCUUCGGGUGGCCGGCGCGAUCCGGACCCCGCCGGGAGCCCCGAGAGGCUUAAUCCUUCUUGGCUUCCAAAGAAAAUGGCAGAAACACCAUCAGAGCCUUCUGGGCAGCUUGUUGUAUACUCAGACACACACAGUGACACUGUCUUGGCCAGUUUUGAGGAUCAGAGGAAGAAAGGCUUUCUCUGUGACAUUACUUUAAUCGUGGAGAAUGUGCACUUCCGAGCCCACAAGGCCUUGCUCGCUGCUAGUAGUGAAUACUUCUCAAUGAUGUUUGCUGAAGAGGGGGAGAUUGGCCAGUCCAUUUAUAUGCUGGAAGGCAUGGUUGCAGACACAUUUGGUAUCCUGCUGGAAUUUAUCUACACGGGUUGUCUCCAGGCCAGUGAGAAAAGUACAGAACAAAUCCUGGCUACUGCUCAGUUCUUAAAAGUCUAUGACCUGGUAAAAGCUUACACAGACUUUCAGAAUAAUCACAGCUCCCCAAAGCCACCAACUUUGAACAUGGCUGGUGCUCCAGUGGUUGUUAUUUCUAAUAAGAAAAAUGAUCCUCCAAAGCGGAAACGGGGAAGACCAAGAAAAGUCAACAGUUUGCAGGAGGGGAAAUCAGAGGUGGCUGCGGAGGAAGAAAUACAGCUGAGAGUGAACAAUUCAGUUCAGAACAGACAAAACUUUGUGGUUAAAGAAGGAGACAAUCGCCUACUGAAUGAACAGAUUCCAGCAAAAGAAAUGGAAGAAGCUGAGCCUGCUUGUGAGUCAGGUAGAGGGGAGGAAAUGCCCACUGAAAAAGAUGAGAACCUUGAUCCCAAGACCCAGGAUGGACAGAACAACCAGAGUCGGUACAGCAAGCGAAGGAUUCGGAAGUCCGUCAAACUUAAAGAUUACAAACUUGUUGGAGAUGAAGAUGACCAGGGUUCAGCCAAGAGGGUCUGUGGAAGGAGAAGGCGCCCCGGUGGCGCUGAGGCCCGUUGUAAGGACUGUGGCAAAGUCUUUAAGUACAAUCACUUUUUAGCAAUCCACCAGAGGAGCCACACGGGGGAGCGACCUUUCAAAUGUAAUGAGUGUGGAAAAGGCUUUGCCCAGAAGCACUCCCUGCAGGUCCACACCCGGAUGCACACGGGCGAGCGGCCGUACACCUGCAGCGUGUGCAGUAAGGCUCUCACCACCAAGCAUUCGCUGCUGGAGCACAUGAGCCUACACUCAGGACAGAAGUCUUUUACCUGUGAUCAGUGUGGAAAAUAUUUCAGCCAGAAAAGACAACUAAAGAGCCAUUACCGAGUUCAUACAGGCCACUCAUUACCGGAAUGCAACCACUGCCAUCGCAAAUUCAUGGAUGUGUCGCAGCUAAAGAAACAUCUACGAACACACACAGGUGAGAAGCCAUUUACUUGUGAAAUCUGUGGCAAAUCUUUCACAGCAAAGAGUUCUCUGCAGACCCACAUCAGGAUCCAUCGAGGAGAAAAGCCAUACUCCUGUGGCAUUUGUGGCAAAUCCUUCUCGGACUCCAGUGCCAAGAGGAGACACUGCAUUCUACACACGGGCAAAAAGCCUUUCUCCUGCCCUGAGUGUAACUUACAGUUUGCUCGCUUAGACAACUUGAAGGCUCACUUGAAAAUCCAUAGCAAAGAGAAACAGGUGUCCGAUGCCAACAGCGUUUCCGGCAAUACUACUACUGAAGAGGUCAGAAAUAUUCUUCAGCUGCAGCCAUAUCAACUCUCCACCUCCGGAGAGCAGGAAAUUCAGCUUCUUGUGACUGAUUCUGUGCAUAACAUCAAUUUCAUGCCUGGUCCUAGCCAAGGAAUCAGCAUUGUCGCUUCAGAGAGUUCCCAGAACAUGACCGCAGACCAGGCUGCUAAUCUCACCCUCCUCACGCAACAGCCAGAACAGCUGCAGAAUUUAAUUCUUUCAGCUCAACAGGAGCAAACAGAACACAUUCAGAGCCUCGAUAUGAUUGAAAGCCAGAUGGAACCCUCACAGACUGAGCCGGUGCACGUAAUCACACUCUCCAAGGAAACCUUGGAACAUCUUCACGCCCAUCAAGAGCAAACAGGAGAGCUCCAUUUAGCAAGUGCUUCAGAUCCAGCUCAGCACCUGCAGCUGACACAGGAGCCUGCUCCGCUGCCGCCCACCCACCACGUGCCGCAGCCCACACGGCUUAGCCAGGAGCAGAGCUGACCUGAAAACGUGUUUGACUGCUCUGUCAGUCUCUUCUCCAUAAGCCAGCCAUAACAGCCAUAACUGGAUUGUGUGCUUGAAGUCGGGCUUUGUGAGACUCUCACUUACAGAUCCUUACAGAGAUGUGAUAACUAGCUGACAGUUACAAUGCUUUCCAUCCGGGCAGCAGGAUGUGUGUAUCAUGUCUUAUAUAAAGUACUGAUUUGGAUUUAGUAUUUCAAUACUGAUGAA
This is a messenger RNA of Ceratotherium simum simum (southern white rhinoceros), 2458 nucleotides long. It is a transcript of the gene ZBTB24, whose product is annotated as zinc finger and BTB domain containing 24. Gene Ontology annotation, cellular component: nucleus. Lineage: Eukaryota; Metazoa; Chordata; Mammalia; Perissodactyla; Rhinocerotidae. Gene Ontology annotation, biological process: regulation of transcription by RNA polymerase II. The record is from RefSeq and is a predicted model, not a curated record. Gene Ontology annotation, molecular function: protein binding; RNA polymerase II cis-regulatory region sequence-specific DNA binding; DNA-binding transcription factor activity, RNA polymerase II-specific.